AUGUCUACUCUACAAUAUGACAAGUUUUUGUUAUUUGGCGAUUCCAUCACGGAAUUUGCAUUUAACACCGCCUUUCAAGAAGCUCAAAACUUUGAAACAAACACACCAGUCCACCAGCAGUUUUCUUUGGGUGCUGCUCUAACCAAUAAAUACACCCGCAAACUAGACAUUGUUCAAAGAGGUUUUUCAGGUUUUAACUCAAGAUGGGCCUUGAAAGUUUUACCUCAAAUCUUAUCAAUCGAAAAUCAACAAAGUGGAAACGGCACUGGUAGAAUCAAAAUGGCUACUGUAUUCUUUGGUUCCAACGAUUCCUGUUUAGGGGGCCAUCAAAAAGUUGAAAUCAAAGAAUAUAAAGAAAAUACCAUUAAGCUUGUGAGAAUGCUUCAAGAUGCCAAAAUUAAAACUAUUUUAAUUUCGCCAGCUUUAUUCAACGCCGAAUUGUGGGAUCCAUCUAAAAAAGAAGAAGUCGAUUCUGGUUAUGUUAGAACUAAUGAAAAUUUCGCCAAGUAUGCUCAGGCCUGUGAGGAAGUGGGCAGGGAGUUAGAUGUUCCUGUUAUUAAUUUGAAUACAGAGUUUAUAAAAUAUGCCAAGGAAAAUUUAAAUGACGAUUGGACUCCGAUGUUAUGUGAUGGUUUACAUUUUUCUGGACAUGGGUAUAAAUGUCUUUAUGAUGUCUUGUUAGAAUGUAUUAAAAAUAAUUAUUCCGAGUAUCAUCCUGAUAAUUUAAAGUAUAAAUUACCUAAUUGGAGGAGUAUUAAAGAUGAUGCAAGUAAUUUAGAAUUUUAA
Molecule: messenger RNA, 786 nt
Organism: Saccharomycodes ludwigii
Lineage: Eukaryota; Fungi; Ascomycota; Saccharomycetes; Saccharomycodales; Saccharomycodaceae
Gene: IAH1
Product: isoamyl acetate-hydrolyzing esterase
Exons: 1
Coding region: 1-786 (261 amino acids)
Molecular function (GO): hydrolase activity, acting on ester bonds
Source: RefSeq, a predicted model, not a curated record